This is a messenger RNA of Drosophila hydei, 1759 nucleotides long. It is a transcript of the gene Cyp9c1, whose product is annotated as cytochrome P450 9c1. Gene Ontology annotation, molecular function: monooxygenase activity; oxidoreductase activity, acting on paired donors, with incorporation or reduction of molecular oxygen; iron ion binding. The record is from RefSeq and is a predicted model, not a curated record. The transcript is spliced from 2 exons. The coding region runs from base 120 to 1712 and encodes 530 amino acids. NCBI's taxonomy places the organism in Eukaryota, Metazoa, Arthropoda, Insecta, Diptera, Drosophilidae.
GCUGUUAUGGUUAGUGGCGUUUCAGCGGGCGGCUGAGUAAGACGCAAAGAAAAGUGUUUGGGUAAUUGAGUUCUGCGCACUUCGACUUCACAUCCUCUGCUUGCUUCAUCCCUCCUCUAAUGGCGCUCGUAGAGCUAUUUUUUGUGCUGACGUUUCUUGGCGCGCUGUUCUACAAAUGGUCCGUAUCCAGUUUUGCAUACUUCAAGCGACGGGGCGUGGCCCAUGAGCGGCCACUGCCAUUCUUCGGCAAUUUGCCGUUAAGUGUUAUGCUUGGAAACGAUUCGUAUGUGAGGCACAGCAUUCAGCUGCAUCAGCGGCUGAAGCAGCACAAGGUCUACGGAGUAUACAACCUACGAGAGCCGCUCUACUAUCUAUCGGAUAGCGAUUUGAUAGGCCAGGUGUUCAUCAAGCAUUUCGAUACGUUUACCAAUCAUCGCCCGGGCAUUGGCAACGAGCACGACACAGGCGAUAUUUCUGUUAUGUCCAAAUCGCUGUUAUCUCUGCGCGAUCGACGCUGGAAACAGAUGCGCAAAACCUUGACGCCUGCCUUCACAGGUGUUAAAAUUCGUCUAAUGUUCGAACUGAUUAACAGCUGCAAUGUGGAAGCUGUGCAGUAUGUGGAACGCAAGCUACGGACGAGCGAAGGCGAGGGCAUUGAGCUGGAGCUCAAGGAAUUCUUUACACGCUAUACGAACGAUGUGAUUGCUUCGACGGCCUUCGGCGUGCAGGUGAACAGCUACGUGGAUGAACAGAAUGAAUUCUUCACAUUUGGCCAGCGGGUACUCCAAUUCAGCUUCUGGGGCGGCAUCAAGGUCUUUCUCUACAUCGUAAUGCCCAAGAUAAUGAAGGCUCUGCGCGUGCCUGUUAUCGACUUGAAUAAUGUGGCCUACUUCAAACGCCUGGUCUUUGGCGCCAUGGAGCAGCGCAGGGAGCAAAACAUUGUGCGCCCUGACAUGAUUCAGCUGCUGAUGGAGGCGCAGCAAGCAGAACAGCAGCAACAGCAGCUGAAGGAGGAGCAGGGUCAGCAGCUGAGUCAGGAUGCAGCUGCGUUCAGUGAUGUGGAUCUAUUGGCACAGUGUCUGCUCUUCUUUUCCGCUGGCUUUGAGACCGUUUCCACCUGCCUGAGCUUCACCACAUACGAGCUGCUCAUGAAUCCCGAAGUACAGCAGCAACUUUACGAGGAAAUUCUGGCCGUGGAGGAGCAGCUAGCGGGCAAGCCACUGGACUACGACAGCCUCAUGGGCAUGAAGUAUCUGGAUUGCAUUAUCUCCGAAUCCUUGCGCAAAUGGCCGCCUGCUAUUGUCAUUGAUCGCAUGUGCUCGGCGGACUUUGAGCUGAAAGAUGAGGCGGGAGCAUUGAUCGUGAAACUGAGCAAGGGGGACCUCGUCCAUGUGCCCAUUGUAGCGCUCCAUUACGAUCCGGAUAAUUUCGAGGAGCCGGAAAAGUUUCGACCCGAACGCUUUGACGAGGAGCACAAACAUGAGAUACGACCCAAUACGUAUGUGCCCUUUGGCGUGGGUCAACGCAGCUGCAUUGGCAAUCGACUGGCUUUAAUGGAAGUCAAAUCGCUCAUCUACCAAAUGGUGCUGCGCUUCCAUCUGCGGCCCGCCGAGCGAACUGUUCGCGACAUGAUGGCCAGCAUCGAGGGCUUUCGCAUGGAGCCACGUGAACUCUUCUGGUGUCGCUUCGAGACCAGGAAAAAGUCAAACUGAGCAGCAGUAACAGAUUGUUGAGCCCAAACUGAUUAAAGCUUCGCUUG